GGCACGUGUACGCGGCGCACUGCGGAUAGCUCGUGUGGACCAGUCGCGGCUCUCCCGGAGAAGCGCAUGACCCGUCGCGAUGGCCGGGGGUCGCAGAGGACUAGUUGCCCCCCAGAACACUUUCCUCGAGAAUAUUGUGAGGCUGUCUAACGACACGAACUUUGUGUUGGGGAAUGCUCAGAUCGUGGACUGGCCCAUUGUAUACAGCAAUGAUGGCUUCUGCAAGCUUUCUGGGUACCACCGUGCUGAAGUUAUGCAGAAGAGCAGCACCUGCAGUUUUAUGUACGGGGAGCUCACGGAUAAGGACACCGCGGAGAAGGUUCGACUGACCUUCGAGAACUAUGAGAUGAAUUCAUUUGAGAUCCUGAUGUACAAAAAGAAUAGAACACCAGUGUGGUUCUUUGUAAAAAUUGCUCCCAUACGGAACGAACAGGAGAAAGUGGUUCUCUUCCUUUGUACAUUUAAUGACAUCACAGCAUUCAAGCAGCCAAUUGAGGAUGACUCAUCUAAAGGUUGGGGUAAAUUUGCACGCUUGACCAGAGCUCUGACCAGCAGCAGAGGCGUUCUACAACAGCUGCAGCCUACUGUACACAAAGGAGAAAACGUUCACAAGCACUCACGGCUGGCUGAGGUGCUCCAGCUUGGCUCGGACAUCCUCCCCCAGUAUAAGCAGGAGACACCCAAGACCCCACCCCACAUUAUCCUGCACUACUGCACCUUCAAGACCACGUGGGACUGGGUCAUCCUCAUCCUCACCUUCUACACGGCCAUCAUGGUGCCCUACAAUGUCUCCUUCAAGACCAAGCAGAACAACGUGGCCUGGCUGGUGGUGGACAGCAUUGUGGACGUCAUCUUCCUGGUGGACAUCGUGCUCAACUUCCACACCACGUUCGUGGGGCCGGCAGGCGAGGUCAUCUCAGACCCCAAGCUCAUACGCAUGAACUACCUGAAGACCUGGUUCGUGAUCGACCUGCUCUCCUGUCUGCCCUAUGACGUCAUCAAUGCCUUCGAGAAAAUGGAUGAGGGAAUGAGCAGUCUCUUCAGCUCCCUGAAGGUGGUGCGUCUGCUGCGUUUGGGCCGUGUGGCCCGGAAACUGGACCACUACAUUGAGUACGGCGCCGCCGUGCUGGUGCUACUGGUGUGCGUGUUCGGCCUGGCCGCCCACUGGCUGGCCUGCAUCUGGUACAGCAUCGGCGACUACGAGGUCAUCGACGAGGACCACAGGACCGUGCGGAAGGACAGCUGGCUGUACCUGCUGGGCGAGACGGCGGGGACGCCGUACCGCUUCAACGCCAGCGGCACGGGGCGCUGGGAGGGCGGGCCCAGUAAGGACUCUGUCUACAUCACCUCCCUCUACUUCACUAUGACCAGUCUGACCAGUAUCGGCUUCGGGAAUAUCGCUCCCACCACGGACGGAGAGAAGAUCUUCGCCGUCGCCAUGAUGAUGAUUGGCUCCCUCCUGUAUGCCACCAUCUUCGGGAACGUGACCACCAUCUUCCAGCAGAUGUACGCCAACACCAACCGCUACCACGAGAUGUUGAACAGCGUGCGGGACUUCCUGAAGCUCUACCAGGUGCCCAAGGGUCUAAGCGAGAGGGUGAUGGACUACAUCGCCUCCACGUGGUCCAUGUCCAGAGGAAUCGACACUGAAAAGGUCUUGCAGAUUUGUCCUAAAGACAUGCGGGCAGACAUUUGUGUGCACCUGAACCGGAAGGUGUUUAAGGAGCACCCGGCGUUCCGGCUGGCCAGCGAUGGAUGCCUGCGCGCUCUGGCCAUGGAGUUCCAGACCAUCCACUGCGCCCCGGGAGACCUGAUCUUCCACGCCGGGGAGAGCGUGGACACCCUGUGCUUCGUGGUCUCUGGCUCCCUGGAGGUCAUUCAGGACGACGAGGUUGUCGCCAUUCUAGGCAAAGGAGACGUGUUCGGCGAUGUCUUCUGGAAGGAGGUGACAUUGGCACAAUCGUGUGCCAACGUGCGGGCACUCACCUACUGCGAUCUGCACGUAAUCAAGCGCGAUGCCCUGCAGAAGGUUCUGGAGUUUUACACAGCCUUCUCGAGUCACUUCUCACGCAAUCUGCUCCUCACCUACAACCUACGCAAGCGUAUCGUCUUCAGGAAGAUAAGUGAUGUCAAGCGUGAGGAAGAGGAGCGUCUGAGGAGGAAGAAUGAGGCUCCGCUGAACCUGCCUCCUGACCACCCUGUGCGGCGUCUCUUUCAGCGCUUCCGCCAGCAGAAAGAGGCCCGCCUUGCCGCAGAGCGAGCCAAUCCCGAAGAACACGACCCAGAGAAGGGACACGCCCACUGCGAGGCCAUUGUCCAAGACGUGGUGGCCACCACCAGUAUAGUCACAGUGACCGAGAGCCCAGCCACGCCCAUCCCCUCAAACGCAGCCUGCAGCCACGCCCCUGGGCCUUCUGACCGGGCGUUGCUGCAGGCGCCGGUGCCCUCGUCCCUGGCCGGUGGCAGGGUGUCAGAGGUGCGCGCGGCUCGCGGCUGGGGGCGUUUCCGGGAGAGCACGGCCAAGCCGGAGGGUUGGGUCAAUGUGGCGAAGGCGGAGUCAAUGGAGAUCCUACCUGAGCGGAGCUGCAAGUCGGCGGAGCCCAGCAGUCUGAAGAAGACCGACUCGUGCGACUCCGGAAUCACCAAGAGUGAUCUGCGCCUGGACGAGGGCGGGGCACGCACCCCCGGAGAACGCAGCCCCGUCCAGCCCGACGGCCGGCCCCCGCCCAUCCCCGAACACCCGCUCCACGGCACGCUGAUCGAGCUCCGCGCUGAGCUCAAGGAGGAGCUGUCGUCGCUCAGCGACCGCAUGGUCGCCCUGGAGACGCAGGUCGCCGAGGUGCUGCGGUUGCUAAGGAGCCGGAAGACUCCGCCCUCACCUGUUUCCCUGUUCCAGGUCUCGCGGCCCACGUCACCGGGCUCAGACAACGAGGAUAUCUUCUCCUAAACGUGGAGGGUGUGCGCACAGGCACGCGUAUGGGACAGAGGGCUGAGGAGGACAGAGUGUGUGUGGAGGCCCGGAUGGACGGAGCUGACGGUUUGUUCUUAGAUUGGUGGCGUCCACAGACGUAGCAGCAGAGACUCGACAGACGUGUGAGGUGCUCAUGGCACAAAUACACACACGGGCUACUGCAGGAGCGCGCGCACACACAAACGAAAGAGCCAGAGAGAGGAUCUCUCACCCUGAGGUAGAAGAUCUGAGAUGCUGAAGGGAUGGUACGUUUGAUGUCAAACACACACACACACACACACAGCUGUAGUGCUACAGCACUGCUCUGUUAACCCCUUGAGAUGUGAAGAGAGAAUGGACCUACUGUGACAGACAGUUGUCAUGGAGACGCAAGAGUCCUAUCUGGCAAGCACUGUUCUCUGGUGUUUAGCGCACACACACACACACACACACACACACACACAGUUCUUCUCCCAGGCUGAUAAACGGAUGUGUUCCGCUCAGACUGGUGACUGGCUCCUUCACUUCCUCUUUGAGGGGUUUUGGGAAAGGAGGUCCCCAAUGAGAAGGAUGGUAUUGCCUCUCAUAGCACGCCCAUGUUACUGACUCCGCCCCUGAAACACUCUUGCUACUACACUUAGUGGCUGAGUCUUCCUGAACUGAUGGAAAAUAGUGCAAAUCAUGUAUUACAGACAAACUCACACACACACACACACACACACACACACACACACACAC
Electrophorus electricus (electric eel) is the source of this 3688-nucleotide messenger RNA. RefSeq names its product potassium voltage-gated channel, subfamily H (eag-related), member 1a (gene kcnh1a). The record is from RefSeq and is a predicted model, not a curated record. Gene Ontology annotation, cellular component: voltage-gated potassium channel complex; plasma membrane. Gene Ontology annotation, biological process: regulation of membrane potential; potassium ion transmembrane transport. Lineage: Eukaryota; Metazoa; Chordata; Actinopteri; Gymnotiformes; Gymnotidae. Gene Ontology annotation, molecular function: delayed rectifier potassium channel activity.